CCACCUACUUAGCCUCUUCCCAUACUAUAGUCUAGACUAGUCUACCCUCAUAGGCAUUGCCUUUGUAACAUCUGCGGGUCACUAUAGGGGAGGAUCGAUUGUAGAUUGUCGUGCUUUACGAAGACGAACUGAGAAAGUCAGGAAAGUAUCCAUUCCGACCUUGUAUUGGUCGAAACGUGAAGAAGCGACUAUACUAUCUAUAGCGAGGAAAGUCCGGUACAGCAAUGUUUCUGCAAGCUGCUCUUGUCGCAUUGGUGGCGUGCAGUGCGGUGGGAGCGCGGCAUGGCGAUGCUUCUCCAGCAGCAGCAGCAGCAGCAGCAGCAUCUCCUCCUAACAUUGUGUUUAUCCUGACUGACGAUCAGGAUGUCACGCUGGGCGGACUAGAACCCAUGAAGCAGCUGAAGACACUUAUCCGCGAGCAGGGGGUGUUCUUUGACAACGCCUUCGUCCAUACCCCUAUUUGCUGUCCCAGUCGAUCAAGCUACUUGACAGGCAACUACAUUCACAACCACGGCGCGGUCAACAACACUAUUUACGGCAACUGUGCAUCGUACAACUGGCAGAAACACGCCGAGCUGAACACCUAUGCUACUCAUUUGAAGAAGGCCGGCUACACAACGGGUUACGUGGGCAAGUACCUGAACCAGUAUGGAUUCAAGCAGAGUGGCGGACCCGAGCACAUUCCACCAGGCUGGGAUCAUUGGUUUGGACUGGUUGGCAACUCAAAGUACUAUGACUACAACGUCAGCAACAAUGGCGUAUCGGAACACCAUGGCACGGAGUACGCCACGGACUACUUCACCGAUCUCAUCAAGAACAACUCUGUGCAGUUCCUGAAGAAGACGAUAGCGCACUCGCCCUCGUCCCCGUUUCUCCUGGUCUCGGCCACGCCAGCACCUCACGGUCCGUUCACCCCGGCGCCGCAAUACUCGCACGUGUACGACGGCAAGCGGGCACCGCGCACGCCCAACUGGAACUACCACAGCGAGGACAAGCACUGGCUGGUGCGCACAACCUCCACCAUGGAUGACAGGCACAUCAACGGGUCGGACAAGACCUUUGAGCAUCGCUGGGAGACGUUGCUAUCAGUUGAUGACCUGGUUGGGGAGAUCAUGAGUACCCUGGAAGAGGCCAAUGUGCUGGACAACACGUAUGUUAUCUUUGCAAGUGAUCAUGGCUUUCAGCUCGGACAGUUCUGCAUUCCAGGCGACAAGAGACAGCCGUACGAACAUGAUAUUCGCAUACCACUCAUGUUCCGUGGACCGGGCAUUCCCAAGAAUGUCACCCUGCAUCAGAUUGCACUCAACGUCGACAUCGCUCCGACCAUGGUUGCUCUUAGCGGCCAAGAAGCCCCACAAGAGAUGGAUGGUCGCAGUUUGAAGCCGCUGCUGGUUAGUGGCGGACAAGAGGAAGCGACCAUUGCUGGACAACCACCGGUUGCGGAAUGGCGUGACGACUUUCUCAUUGACUACCAUGGAGAAGGGAACCCACCAUGUGGACUGUCGGCGUGCCCUGGCCCGCCGCUGUCUGACUUUCACAUAACUGAUGCCAGCAACAACACGUACACCUGCCUGCGCACACUGAGCACCACUGCCAACACUAUCUACUGUGAGUUCACACUGACUAACUACGUGGAGUACUACGACCUGAGCGAGGAUCCGUGGCAGCUGAAGAACGCGGCAAAGACGGCCAACGCAGCGCUUAUCGCAAAGCAGAAAGCCAGGCUGCAGCAGCUACGCGAAUGUUCUGGCCCAUCCUGCCAUCAAUAGGCAUAUCAAUCUCAGCCAAAGAAGUAGUAUCUUCACCGGUGGUACCUAUGAAAAGAUGAAAAAUUGAAUGGGAAGGGUGGAGUGUGGACGGACAAGACGAACAACCUAGAAAAGUACUACUUGAAAAUUACUAGUGGCUAUGGUAUUGAACAGAAUUUAUAAACGUUUUAUGCGUUAGAGAAAUAUUGUUGUGUACCUUGUGAUAAAUAAUAAUAAUAUGAUGGAACAUUUUUCAUUUUAGUGAA
Messenger RNA from Sycon ciliatum, 2014 nucleotides. Its product is annotated as N-acetylglucosamine-6-sulfatase-like. Bases 225 to 1769 code for a protein of 514 amino acids. The transcript has 5 exons. Gene Ontology annotation, molecular function: N-acetylglucosamine-6-sulfatase activity; glycosaminoglycan binding. The record is from RefSeq and is a predicted model, not a curated record. Gene Ontology annotation, biological process: glycosaminoglycan metabolic process. Lineage: Eukaryota; Metazoa; Porifera; Calcarea; Leucosolenida; Sycettidae.